GAUCCGUGAUCUUCAAGACAAAAAUCCCGCCAUCUCUUCUCCACAGUAACGAUAUUUUGGCCGGCGUGAAUGCGUGGAGUGGUGGCGGUUUUUUUUCUUUAAUCUUUUUCGUGCUACGGGGACUCGAAGCGAGCGUGCAAAAGCAGGCAAAAUUGUAAGAAGAACGAGGGAGUGUGAAGAUUGUGAGGGAGGCGGCGAGUCGGAUUGCCGAGAGCAUCGCGCUUCGCGGUGUCGUGUUUGCAAAUUUCUGUUCUGUUGAAAACCGCGAAGAGAAAAAUGUGCGACACGGAACAAGAGCCCUGCGUUCGUUAAAUGUUAUUUUCUCAUUUCCAUGUAUAGUGAACAAAAAACCAUUAUUUACGCCCUCUUUUUUUUAUUUCUCAUAAUUCGGCGUGCUCAAGAUUUUCGCGUGAGACGCUUUGGACUGUCUCCCGCUGAAACCGCGUUAUAUUAUUUCCGUUGAAAUCAGCGUGUUGAGAGAGUGAAGUAGAGGCGAGAAAGGGAUAGAGAGAGAGUUCAAAACGCCUCGUACGAAUUCAGUGUUUAACCUGUAUUGAAGCGCGCGUCACAAUGGCAAAUGCUUCUCUCGACAAAGAGACGUUUUUUCGUCGUAUGAAACGCAUUUACGCGGCGUGGAAGGAUGGCGGAGUUGAUACUGAUGAUAGUUUCAGCAAAAUGGAUUGUCUCGUCGCGGCAGUUGGUGCCGAUGACGAAGUUGUAUACAGCAAAUCUACCACGCUUCAGACUUGGUUAUUGAGCUACGAAUUAGCUGACACCUUAAUGAUCCUUGCCGAAUCGUCGAUUAAUUUUCUUGCCAGUAAGAAGAAAAUAGAGUUUCUGAGAAAAGUGGAAAAUCAAAAACCUGAAGAUACUGGUGUGCCAACUGUUAAACUUUUGGUUCGGGACAGGGCUGACGAAGAUAAAGCAAAUUUUGCUAAACUCAUUGAAGUGAUAAAAGGCAGUAAGAAAGGAAAAACACUGGGUGUUUUCUCAAAGGAAAAUUAUCCUGGAGCUUUCAUGGACGCUUGGCGAGCUGUGCUAAGAAAAGAAUCAUUUGAAACAAUUGAUGUUAGUGCCGCAAUAGCUUAUGUUAUGAGUCCAAAAGAGGAUAGCGAAAUUCUUACUGUUAAAAAAGCUUGCCUUGUUACCUCAGACGUUUUUACCAAGUAUUUAAAAGAUCAGAUAAUGGAAAUCAUCGACUCUGAUAGGAAAGUGAAACAUUCGAAGCUAGCAGAAGGCGUUGACCAAGCGAUAUCCAAUAAAAAAUACGUAACUGGUGUCGACGUAACUCAGGUUGACAUGUGUUAUCCAGCGAUAAUUCAAAGCGGUGGAAAUUAUACUUUGAAAUUCAGCGUUGUCAGUGACAAGAACGUAUUACAUUUUGGAGUUAUUGUGUGUUCCCUCGGAGCUCGUUACAAAUCGUAUUGUUCCAACAUCGUCAGAACAUUGAUGGUGAACCCCACGAAAGUGAUUGAGGACAACUACAACUUUUUGUUGAACGUUGAAGAAGAGAUAUUGAAAAAAUUAACUGCUGGCACGAAAAUAAGUGCCGUUUACGAAGCUGGUGUGAAAUACGUAAAGACUGAAAAACCUUCGAUGAUCGAUCAUUUGACGAAGAACUUCGGUUUCGCUAUGGGCAUCGAAUUUCGGGAAAGCUCUUUGCUCGUCGGUCCAAAAACGCACGCAAUCCUGAAAAAAGGAAUGGUUUUCAAUAUCAACGUUGGCCUUGCUAAUCUUACGAAUCCUGAUGCGAGUGAUAGAGAGGGAAAAACUUACGCUCUUUUCAUUGGUGAUACCGUUAUGGUUAACGAGGGCCAACCAGCAACGAAUCUAACGCCGUCGAAGAAAAAGAUUAAGAACGUUGGUAUAUAUUUGAAAGACGAUGAAGAGGAAGAGGAGGAAGAAGGCAGUGGCAAGGAAAAUGAAGCGAAGCCCGAAAUCCUCGGUCGUGGAAAACGUUCGGCAGUUAUCGAAUCGAAAUUACGUACGGAGCAUAGUUCUGAAGAAAAGAGGAAACAACAUCAGAAAGAACUGGCUCAACAACUGAACGAAAUCGCAAAAGCGCGUUUGGCCCAACAAUCUGGUGGUAAAGAGGAAGAAAAAGUUCGAAAAUCUACGGUCUCCUACAAAAGCCUUGGUCACAUGCCCAAGGAAACUGAAGUCAAGGAAUUGAAACUCUACGUCGACAAAAAAUACGAGACGGUUAUUCUGCCAAUAUUUGGUAUUCCUGUGCCGUUUCACAUAUCGACGAUAAAGAACAUAUCGCAAUCGGUAGAGGGCGAUUACACUUAUCUUAGAAUCAAUUUCUUCCAUCCUGGUGCGACUAUGGGACGUGGCGAGGGCGGAGUUUAUCCCCAGCCCGAUGCAACAUUCGUCAAAGAAGUGACUUACCGCAGUACAAAUACCAAAGAACCAGGUGAAAUAUCGGCUCCAUCCUCGAACUUGAAUACAGCGUUCAGGCUCAUAAAAGAAGUUCAGAAAAAAUUCAAAAAUCGUGAGGCUGAAGAACGCGAAAAGGAAGAUCUCGUGAAACAGGAUACUCUUGUAUUAUCACAAAACAAGGGCAAUCCGAAAUUGAAGGAUCUUUACAUCAGACCGAAUAUCGUCACGAAAAGAAUGACCGGCGGUCUCGAGGCUCACACUAAUGGUUUUCGUUACACAUCCGUUCGUGGUGACAAAGUUGAUAUUUUGUACAAUAAUAUUAAGAACGCUUUCUUCCAACCCGGAGAUGGAGAAAUGAUUAUUCUUCUCCACUUCCAUCUUAAGCAUGCCAUUAUGUUUGGCAAGAAGAAGCACGUCGAUGUACAAUUUUACACGGAAGUGGGUGAGAUUACGACCGAUCUCGGCAAACAUCAACACAUGCAUGAUCGUGAUGAUUUAGCUGCGGAACAAUCGGAGCGCGAAUUGAGGCAUAAAUUGAAAACUGCCUUCAAGAGCUUUUGCGAAAAAGUUGAGGGUAUGACGAAACAAGAAAUUGAAUUCGACACGCCCUUCAGGGAACUCGGAUUCCCCGGUGCACCUUACAGAAGUACCGUUCUCCUGCAGCCAACUAGUGGCUGUCUUGUCAAUCUCACCGAAUGGCCUCCAUUCGUUAUUACUCUGGAAGACGUCGAGCUCGUUCACUUCGAGAGAGUACAAUUCCAUCUUAAGAAUUUCGAUAUGAUAUUCGUGUUCAAAGAUUAUCACAGGAAAGUUGCUAUGGUCAACGCUAUACCGAUGAACAUGCUGGAUCAUGUCAAGGAAUGGUUGAACUCUUGCGACAUCCGCUAUUCCGAAGGUGUACAGUCGUUGAAUUGGACCAAAAUUAUGAAAACCAUAACAGACGAUCCAGAAGGUUUCUUCGAUAGCGGUGGCUGGACUUUCCUCGACCCUGAGAGCGACGCCGAGAACGAGGAAGUCGAUGACGAGGAAGAAGAGGAAGACGAUGCGUACGAGCCGUCGGACAUGGAUAGUGAGGAAGAGUCGGAUGACGACUCGGAAUACUCUGAAGCUUCGGAGGAAUCCGACAGCGAGGAAGAACUUGGCAGUUCGGAAGAAUCGGGCAAAGAUUGGUCGGACCUCGAGCGGGAAGCUGCCGAGGAAGACAAAGAAAUAACGAAUUAUCGUGAAGAUUUCAAUGCUGGAAAGAAGAAGAAAUCGAGCGGACACGAAACACCAUCGCCUUCAAAGCACAGACACGGACACAAGAGCUCUUCGAGUUCAAAAAACAAGAGUUCGUCAAGCCACAAAGAUAGAAGAUCCUCGGACAAACACAGAUCGGACCGAUCGCGGAGCGGGGGAUCACACAAGAAAGUGUCUCCUUCCAAAUCGUCCAAACACAGUCCGAAGAAGUCCGACAAACACGACAAGCACAGAUCAUCCUCGCAUUCAUCUAGCAGUAAAAAACGUUCGCGCGACGACCACAGCUCCGAGCGCAACGACCGAGGUUCCAAGAGGUCAAAGAAAUAAACCCGACAGCUAGCAUUCGAUGAUAACGGAACGUGAAAAAGGCAGUGAGAUUCGAGACUGCCCUUAGAGAGAGGGGGUAAUAACGAAAAACGGAGCAUCAAUACUUACCGAAAUGAAGAGGAAGAAAAAACAAAAGACCCACUUCAAAGAGAGUAACCGCGUGUGUGCGAUCUUACUGCGAUGAAAAUUGUUCGUCAACGAGGACAGUAGUAAAAAAAAAGCAACUUGAACAAUUAUCCUUGUGGUUGUCGACGUUCGGAGAUUUUUUAUUUUUUUUUAAUACGUCAUAAUCGCGUUCUAGUUGAUAAACUUUAUGGAAAUAUUUCAUUCGGGCCAUACUCAAAAUUUUUCACGUCGCCCGGAGUAUUAUCUUAUUCGUUUGUAUUGCAGUCCGAUUGAAACGGUUUCAGACAUUCACUUAUUUCUCUCCUCGGAUGAACAGUUCCGAAAAGUGGCAUCUUUGAACAGGACCGUGGGGCGACGACAGUGCAUUUGCAAUGGAUCAUCGAUUGAACAACAAAAAAAGACAGAACGAACACACACACACAGAUAAAAUGAAACACAAGUAAUUGCUAAGUUAUUUAUCAUUGUACAAAUCUCUAUUAUCAACGUCCCGUGGUUUUUAUAUUACCCUUAAUGUACGGACAGUUCAUAAGCAACUAAAAUUGUUCUUUUCUUUCAUAA
This is a messenger RNA of Venturia canescens, 4632 nucleotides long. RefSeq names its product SPT16 homolog, facilitates chromatin remodeling subunit dre4 (gene dre4). Gene Ontology annotation, cellular component: FACT complex. Lineage: Eukaryota; Metazoa; Arthropoda; Insecta; Hymenoptera; Ichneumonidae. Gene Ontology annotation, molecular function: nucleosome binding. Bases 571 to 3948 code for a protein of 1125 amino acids. The record is from RefSeq and is a predicted model, not a curated record. The transcript is spliced from 19 exons. Gene Ontology annotation, biological process: transcription elongation by RNA polymerase II.